Molecule: messenger RNA, 1099 nt
Organism: Trichoderma virens Gv29-8
Lineage: Eukaryota; Fungi; Ascomycota; Sordariomycetes; Hypocreales; Hypocreaceae
Exons: 3
Coding region: 138-962 (274 amino acids)
Biological process (GO): glycerol transmembrane transport; water transport
Cellular component (GO): plasma membrane
Molecular function (GO): water channel activity; glycerol channel activity
Source: RefSeq, a predicted model, not a curated record
UUGUCGAAGACGACCUGAAGAAUCGUCAGGAGAAGUCAUCUCUCUCCCAGGACGGUACUUCGAAGGACCAACAUGUUCCAAUAAACAUAAUUGUGUCCGAAGACCGUACCACCGCUUGGUACAAGUUUCGAAAAGUCAUGCGUGAGCCCUUUUCUGAGUUCUUUGGCGUCAUGAUACUCGUCUUAUUUGGCGACGGAUCGGUCGCUCAAGUCGUGCUCGGAAAAGGAGCCAAGGGAGACUGGAAUAAUAUUAACUGGGGAUGGGCCCUGGGCGUGAUGCUUGGUGUCUACUGCGGUGGCGUAUCCGGCGCACACUUGAACCCUGCCGUUACACUCGCCAACUGUAUCUUCCGCAAGUUUCCAUGGAAGAAACUUCCAAUCUAUGCCCUUGCCCAGCUUUUAGGUGCCAUGGUUGCGUCCCUCAUUGUUUACGGAAACUACAAAUCCGCGAUCGACGUGUUCGAAGGUGGGCAUGGCAUACGGACUGUAGGGUUGGAUACAUCUACUGCAGGCAUCUUUUGCACAUAUCCAGCUCCCUUCUUAACCAAGUCGGGCCAAUUCUUUGAUGAAUUCAUCGGCAGUUCUAUUUUAAUGUUCUGCCUUUAUGCCCUCCUUGACGAUGGAAACAUUGGGGCUGGUAAUCUCACUCCUCUUGGCCUGUUCUUUGUCAUCUACGGGAUCGGAGCCUGUUUCGGCUCCAACACUGGCUAUGCAAUCAACCCUGCGAGAGAUCUGGGCCCUCGGAUCAUGUCUCAUGCAGUUGGCUAUGGACACCAAGUGUGGACGGCAGGAGACUAUUACUUCUGGAUUCCCGUUAUCGCACCAUUCCUGGGGUGUACAUUUGGUGGCUUCCUUUACGAUGCUUUCAUCUAUACUGGCGACAGUCCCAUCAAUGCCCCGUAUAUGGGCCUCACAAGAUUCAUGGGUGUUCGGGCCAAAGCGGGGAGACCAGCCAUGGUAUGAGAUCGCCAAAGAGUAACUCAGACGAUUUGGAUACGUGACAAAUCUAGACCAUUUACCUUCAUCUACUACGCGGUUGAGUGAGAGUCUUCUUCCGCGCUGCACUUUACAUUUCAAUUACUUCUAUACCUUUCCUGCUU